AGGCUGUAACGCAGAACCAAGAGUGGCGAGAGGCAUUCACAGAUAUUUUUUUUUUCUCUACAUUUUCUUCAGAGCUUUCAGUGUUUUGUGGUUCAUCUUUCUUCUCCUUCUCCCCCCUCUGCAACACCCCGCUUCUCUGAAUCCCUUUCUGUUAAUCAUCUGUCUUUCAAGCUAAGAUUUUCGGGUUUGUCUUUUAACUCACUAAGAAGCAAACUUAGAAGGAUUUCUCGAAAGCCAGGUGUUUUCAGAAUCGAGAUCCAGGUUUUACUGUCAAAAUUCGCUUGUAAAAUUUUGAUCCCCUCCCCCAUUUUUUUUUCCCUUUGAAACUAGCAAAGAGGGUUAUUUUUGAUCCCUCGAAGUUUAAUCUGAUUUUAAGACCCCGGACCGAGGAGGUUGUCUAUUUGAAAUCUCCUUCAUCCUUUCUUUGUAGAAAAAGUUUUUUUUUUUUUUUUUUAGUUUUAUCUUUGUUUUUGAGAUCCGGUGUAUUAAUUAACCACCUGUUCUUCAGUUUUAGAAAGACGCAGGUUGAAUUGAUCUGAUGGCAGCCAUGAUGGGUUUUUACAGCAGCACCGAGUUUCAACUUCCCUCAGAUCCGUUCAGGGGUGAACUAAUGGAAGUUCUUGAACCUUUUAUGAAAAGUCCUUCCUCAACCCCUUCCUUUUCUUCUUCACCCCCUUCUACUUCUUACUCUCCUUCUCCCAUCUACUUCCCCUCCUCACCCUCCUUCCCUAUUAUGUACUCAAACAACUGCUCCGCAUCGAUGACCCAUGCUUUUGCCGACGGGUUAUCCCAAUCCAACACCCAAAACAUCAUAGGCUUCGCGCAAGGACAACCAACGUCUCUUCUCGGCCUCAACCACCUAACCCCCUCUCAGAUCUCUCAGAUCCAGACUCAAAUCCAGAUCCAGAGCCAGCACCACCAGAAUCCCAACACCCUCAACUUCCUCGGGACCAAGCCCAUCCCCAUGAAGCACGUGGGCAUGCCUCUCAAGCCCACGAAGCUCUACCGAGGGGUGCGGCAGAGGCACUGGGGGAAGUGGGUGGCUGAGAUCAGACUCCCCAAGAAUCGGACCAGGCUCUGGCUCGGGACAUUCGAUACCGCCGAGGAAGCCGCUCUGGCGUACGACAAGGCCGCGUACAAACUCCGAGGUGACUUCGCCAGGCUUAACUUCCCCAACCUCCGCCACCAGGGUUCCUCGGUGGGCGGAGGGUUUGGGGAGUACAAGCCGCUCCAUUCCUCCGUUGACGCCAAGCUUCAGGCCAUAUGUGAAGGCCUGGCUGAGAUGCAGAAACAGGGGAAGACCGAAAAGCCUCAGGGUUCGUCGAAGAGGUCGCGAUCCAAAGUGGCUCCUCCGGCAGAGAAGGCUGAUUCUGACAAGGUUUCGGACGACAAGACCAUCAACAACUGCUGCAAGGUGGAAGCUUCGUCGUCUCCUGUUACGACUGAGAGCGAGAGUUCCGAAGGUUCUUCGCCUCUGUCGGAUCUGACGUUUGCUGACGUGAGCGAGCCUCAGUGGGAAGGUGAUUCGGAUACUUUUAAUCUCCACAAGUACCCCUCUUAUGAGAUCGACUGGGAUUCUCUGUGACGAAGUGUUCGGAAAUUUGAAGUCUAUGUUUAUGUAUUGAAGCGUCGUGUAGUCUAUAGUAUAUUUGUAGGUGUUAGUGUCUCUUUCAGGUGGCCACUGCAAUGGAGUUUUUGGCAAUUGCAGGGCUAGUUUUAGUUAAAUUACUAUUCUGUCAAUAUCUUGUAUAAUCUCUAUCUACCUUGGGUCAGAGCUGAAUUUUUUCUUGCUUGACCUGGGAGAAUUAGUCCAGUUAUGUUUCAAGUCUUACUUAAUGGAAUUAUGAUAUGAAUAUUGUAGCUGUGAUCAA
This is a messenger RNA of Vigna unguiculata (cowpea), 1871 nucleotides long. RefSeq names its product ethylene-responsive transcription factor RAP2-4. Lineage: Eukaryota; Viridiplantae; Streptophyta; Magnoliopsida; Fabales; Fabaceae. The record is from RefSeq and is a predicted model, not a curated record. Gene Ontology annotation, molecular function: DNA-binding transcription factor activity; sequence-specific DNA binding. Gene Ontology annotation, biological process: regulation of DNA-templated transcription. Gene Ontology annotation, cellular component: nucleus.